Messenger RNA from Rhipicephalus sanguineus (brown dog tick), 951 nucleotides. RefSeq names its product transcription factor A, mitochondrial. The record is from RefSeq and is a predicted model, not a curated record. Bases 169 to 876 code for a protein of 235 amino acids. Gene Ontology annotation, molecular function: transcription cis-regulatory region binding. NCBI's taxonomy places the organism in Eukaryota, Metazoa, Arthropoda, Arachnida, Ixodida, Ixodidae. The transcript is spliced from 6 exons.
AAGGUGUGUGGCUGGCGGUCGCGUUGUGGGCCGUGGCACAUACACCAACCUUGCAUACACUCCGUCCAAAAUAGAGGAGGCACUGGUCCAACUAUGCACGCUGGAGUUACAUAAGUGGUGAACGUAACCCCUAAAAAAUAGCGUAACCAGUACACCUUUCAACUACAGAUGUUCAGAGCGUGGCUGUCUUUUCGUGAUCUCUCGACGAAAGCUAGUUUCCCCAGCCGUCCGAAGCGCCUGUCUGGUUAUAACUUAUUUGUGAAGACAAUCUGGCCUUCGUUGCAACAAGAAAACCCAGGAAAUGAUUUCCAAAAAGUGGCCUUCAUUGCUGCCAAAAAAUGGAAGGCGGUGGAUGAGCAUACAAAACAGGCAAGGAUAGCAUCUACGCUGUAUUCCAACAAAGCAAGGGAUAUCAUGGUACAACAAGAGAAGCAGUAUAACGAAUAUCUGUCCAGCUUGAAUAUUGAAGAGAUUAUGGCCACUGGUCAAAAAGCAAAACAUCUGUACCCGAGGAGAAAGAGUCGUCGUCUGGAGGCAAAGGUACGACAGCUAAAGAAGCCAGGACCUCCUCGAUCAGCAUAUGCUUUUUUCUGCAUUGAAGCCAGACAGCCUAACCAAAAAAUUACUGAAGAGGCAAAAGUUCUAGCAGAAAAAUGGAAAGCUCUGUCCGAAUCAGAGAAGCAGGUCUACCAGCAAAGAGCUGAAGAGGACAAAAGGCGCUACAAUGAUGAAAUGAUUGACUGGGAAAUGUGUAUGCAGCAGACUGGAAACUCGGAAAUUCUUCAGGAAUAUUUUCAAGAAAGGAGUACGGUCGUUAAUGUAAAAAAGCACCUGGUGAAGAGACUAACAGAAUGUGAAGAAAGCUUAGGAGGAUGAGAAGUGUUGGCAGGAAUAUCUGCUGAAUGUAUAUAAAUGGUAACAAGGAAAAGCAUUAAAAUAGUUGCUGCUUUA